Molecule: messenger RNA, 1995 nt
Organism: Salvia splendens (bonfire salvia)
Lineage: Eukaryota; Viridiplantae; Streptophyta; Magnoliopsida; Lamiales; Lamiaceae
Product: polyphenol oxidase I, chloroplastic
Exons: 1
Coding region: 41-1756 (571 amino acids)
Biological process (GO): pigment biosynthetic process
Molecular function (GO): catechol oxidase activity
Source: RefSeq, a predicted model, not a curated record
UAUUCAAACCCACCCCACAAUAAACUUUAAAAAAACCACCAUGGCAUCUCUCCCUCUCUCCACCGUCGCCAUCACAAAUAUCUCCUCCCUCCACCGCCCCCACCCGCCGCGUCUCCCCCCACCACCCCACCGCCUCACCAUCUCCUGCAACGCCUCCGAAUCCCACCCCAGCCAAGUCGACCGCCGAAACCUCCUCCUCGGCAUGGGCGGCCUCUACGGCGCCAGCAACCUCAUCCUCCCCGGCGACGCCCCCGCCUCCCCCCCCCCCCCCCCCGACCUCGCCAAAUGCACCCGCGGCACCAACCUCAACCUCCGCCAGCCCCUCGACGUCGACUGCUGCCCCCCCUUCUCCGAGAACGCCCUCGACUACAAGCUCCCCUCCGCCACGGACAUCCGCGUCCGCCCCGCCGCCCACCUCGCCGACAACGACUUCAUCGCCAAGUACGAGAAGGCCACCGAGCUCAUGAAGGCCCUCCCCGCCGACGACCCCCGCAACUUCAUGCAGCAAGCCAACGUCCACUGCGCUUACUGCAACCUCACCUACGACCAGGGCGCCGCCGACCCUUCCAACAAGCUCCAGAUUCACUUCUCCUGGCUCUUCUUCCCCUGGCACCGCUGGUAUUUAUACUUCUACGAGAGAAUCUUAGCCAAAUUGAUCGAUGAUCCCACCUUCGCCCUCCCCUACUGGAACUGGGAUAACCCUAAGGGCAUGGCCAUGCCCUCCAUGUUCGUCAAAGAAAACUCUCCCCUCUUCAAUCCGAGGCGCAACCAAGCCCACCUUCCUCUAAUCGACCCACCUCCCUACGCCGAUCUCCGAUACUCCAAAAAAUCGAGUACUCCACAAGACAAGGUAGUCCAGAGCAACCUCACAGAAAUGUACUCGGAAAUGGUUCGCAGCGCGGUCAAUUUGGAGGAUUUCUACGGUGCCAAGUACAACCUCGGGGCCAAACCUGACCCCGGUGCUGGCACCGUAGAGCGGGGGUCCCACACCGCGAUACAUGCCUGGGUCGGGGACCCCAACUCCCCGGCAGGAGAGGACAUGGGUAACUUCUACUCUACCGGAAGGGACCCACUCUUCUUCUGCCACCACGCCAACGUGGAUCGUAUGUGGUCCGUGUGGCGUGAUCUCCGCGGCUCGAAGCCGAAGGAGUUCUCUGACCCGGACUGGCUCGACACGAGCUUCUUGUUUUACGACGAGAACGCGCAGCUGGUCCGGGUCAAGGUGAGGGAUACGGUGGAGAAUCUGAAGAUGGGUUACACUUUUCAGAAGGUGGAGAUUCCGUGGCUGAACAAGAGGCCGAAGGCGAAGGUGAGGAAGGCGAAGGUGGCGAGCACGUCGUCGGCGCCCAAGGCGACGGACACGAGCGUGUUCCCGGUGAAGCUGGACAAGGUGGUGAGGGUUUUGGUGGACAGGCCGAAGAGGAAGAGGAGCAAGGGUGAGAAGGAGAAGGAGGAGGAGCUGCUGGUGAUUGAAGGGAUUGAGGUGGAUACGUCGGAGUUUGUGAGGUUUGAGGUGUUUGUGAACGACGAGGACGAUGAUCCGAGCGAUGUGAUUGAUCUGGCGGAGUAUGCGGGAGGGUACUCGCAGGUGCCGCACAAGAAUGCUGCGAAUGUGAAGAGCAAGAUAAGGCUGGGGUUGACGGAGCUGCUGGAGGAUUUGGAUGUGGAGGAUGAUGACAAGAUUUUGGUGUCGCUGGUGCCCAGAGAUGGAGGGGAGGAUAUCACCAUUGGUGGAGUCAAGAUUAUCUAUGUGUGAAAUUUGGCAGCUGUGUGUGUGUUUCCUGAGAGGACUGAAGGAUGUUGAGUUUGUUUUCUUUUUCUGUUUGGUUGAAAAAUAACAUGUCAUGUGACUGUGUGUGAUGAAUGUUGCUUUGUUAUUAGGGUAGUACGUAAUGUGUGUCGAUCGAUGUUGUGAUGUUUGUUCCUCUCUUGUUUAGGAUUGCAUUGUAUGUCGAUCGAUGUUUUAGGUGAAUGAAGGCUUGUUUUUCGCCAUAA